Messenger RNA from Jaminaea rosea, 1970 nucleotides. Its product is annotated as alpha/beta-hydrolase. Bases 316 to 1800 code for a protein of 494 amino acids. The record is from RefSeq and is a predicted model, not a curated record. Lineage: Eukaryota; Fungi; Basidiomycota; Exobasidiomycetes; Microstromatales. The transcript has a single exon.
CUUUGACCCGGCGGUCCACAUUGCUUGGACCCUCACGUCGCUGAAUGCAGUGGCGGCCGACGUCUGGCCUGCAAGUUCGGCGACUUGUUACCCGGCACCUGGCACCUGCGCUGGGUCCUUUUGGCUCAAUGCUCCUCUCUUGCGAGUCGAGUGAAUCUAGACAGCUCAAGCGAGGAGUGGAGGGCCCGUGAGGACGGGCAACGAGGGCCGAGGAUGAGGUGGGCAGCUUCCACUGAGUUAUAAACGGCCAAUUUCCUUGCCUCUUGACCACUCAUCAGACUACCCAACGAUUCCCUUCCACUCUCUGCCACCACGAUGAAGGUGACUUCGUCCUCGCUCAUUGCGUUGGCCGCCGCUCUAGCAUCCGCUAGCAGCAUCUCGGCCGGCGUCAUUGCUCCUCGUCAGGCCUCAUCCGCGGCGCCCUCGGCCACGGGUGCCUCCGCCACACCUGUUGGUCCGGAGACUGCCUCAGCUUCAUCAACGGUCGACUCGAUGACGGACUCGGCUGCUUCUGCGUCUGCCUCGAGCGGCAGCAGCGACAUGUCGAUGUCGUCCGCGACGUCGAGCCCAUCCAUCUCAGCAAGCGCUCCUGCUAUGGCAUCACCCAGCGCCUUGCCGUCGUACAGUUCCCAGAACCUCUCAUCGUAUGCCAACUCAAGCGUUCAUGGUCCUCAGGGCCUGCGCAACUCCAACUGCCGCAACCUCACCAUCUCUGUGUCGACCAACUCGAGCAACAUCCAGUACAUCGACGUCGACGACCAAUACAGCAACCAGUCGUACAUCACGGCCCAGAUCCUGCAGUUCACCAACUUCCAGAUGCCAUGGAUCGCCGCUCACGAGAAUGGUACCUUCGUGAGCCAGCAGGACUAUAAUGUCAGCGCAACGUACUGCACGCCCAUGAGCAUGAACAGUACCUCCUCGACCAAUUCGACCGACUCGGGCAACUCAACCCUCAUCGUCGCCUCGCACGGCAUUGGUUUCAACAAGGAGUACUGGAAUUUUCUAAACGACACAGCUCCUGAGUACUCGUUCAUCAACCAGGCCACCUCGGACGGCUACGCGGUUCUCACCUACGACCGCCUUGGCACUGGCCAGACGUCUCAUCCGGAGAGCGGCUUCAACCAGACGCAGAUCGCCACCGAGGUUUCCCUGCUCGCCAACCUCAUCGGCCAGCUGCGCAACGGUACCGCCUUCGAAGGUCAACAGAACUACACCAAGAUUGCCGGGGUUGGCCACUCAUUUGGCAGCCUGCAGAUGCAAGCCCUCACCGCUACGGCUCCCGACCUCCUUGACGCUGUAGCCCUCACUGGCUUCUCCAACUCAUCGGCCGGCAUCAUGCAGUUCCUCACCGGUGCAACUCUGACGCCUGUCAACCAGGUCUUCUCCAAUGUCUCCCGCUUCUCCAAUGAGUCGUCUGUCUACCUCGUCAAUGGAAGCCCAACCUCGACCUAUGAGCUCUUCCUUUGGCCUCCUAACUACGACCCGGAGUACGCUGCCAUUGCCGCCGGCCCAGAGUAUGCCGACGCCGUGACCCUCGGUCAGCUCACGUCGCAGUCUGCCCUCAUGAUGUCGGCCGACUUCAAGGGUCCCGUCUUUGUCAUUUCAGGCGAGCACGACUUGCCCUUCUGCGCUGGCAACUGCCAGCCCCCUCUCCUCGAUGGUGUGCAGAUGCUCUACCCCAUGGCGGGCAACUUCUCCACCUUCAUCGAGCCGGCCAGUGGCCACGGCCUUGUUGUGGGCUACACCGGACCUGACUCAAACAGGAGAGUCGUCGACUUCUUCAAGGGCAACGGGCUCUGAGCUCGUUACGUAAGACGCUGAGCUUCUCGCAGCUCGCUCUACGCACGAUCAUUCUGCUUCACUCCUUUCGCUAGACUACUGCUUCACUACCUUCACUGUAUUUGUUCCUUUCGCUGCUUUUCGACUAUCUUGGACCGAAUUUGUCUUGCUUUAAUACGAUCCAUCUUUUC